AUGCAUCUGCCUUUUCUCCACUUGGUCAUCAUCGUGCUCCUGAUUCCUUGGCCCUUCAGUUCAGUGCUUCUGUGCGCACCUGUCAGUGUGCUUGUCCCUGGCAUGAGACUCGCUCCUGGCAAAACUCUCACCUCGGACCAAGGUUCGUUCGCCUUAGACUUCUUUACCCCCUCAAAUUCAACUGAAAAUACAUAUGUUGGCAUAUGGUUCAACGAUAUCCCAUUGCGCACCAUCGUCUGGGUUGCCAACCGCGAUAAUCCGAUCACUGAUGCUUCAUCCGCGAUGCUUACUAUGACCGGCAACUCUAGCCUUAUGUUGUCUGAAAACAAUGGCCACCACAUACUUUGGAUGGCAAACACAAUCACUGGCAGCAACUCUUCGGCCAAACUUCUCAACAAUGGCAAUCUUGUAGUCCUAUCAUCAGACAGUGACAUGUUAUGGCAGAGUUUCGAGAAUCCAAGCGACACCAUCCUUGCUGGCAUGCCUAUGCAGGCGACCCACAAGACACACCCACCAUGGCGGAUCAUCUCUUGGAAGGGCCCUAAAGACCCGUCAAAAGGCAGGUUCUCUGUUGGGAAUGACCUUGACACUCCCCUACAGUCCUUCAUCUGGAAUGGGUCAGUGCCAUACUUCCGUGCUGCUGUGAGGAACGGCUAUGUAUCCUCCAACGUGGGCCUCCAGGCAGUUAGUCCACUCAUGUAUUUGACGAUUUACAUGGGCACCAAUGGCGAGACCUAUUCAACAUUUGGACUAUCAGAUGGCUCCUCCAGGAUAUUUUACAAGGUUGACUACUCUGGAAAGACCACGAUAUGGAGAUGGAAUACCAGCUUAACAGAUUGGACCCUCAUUACAUCGUGGCCAGCUUACCGGUGCAAUCUCUAUGGAUACUGUGGUGCAUAUGGCUACUACGACAACACACAGGGAAUUCCUACAUGCAAGUGCCUUGCUGGAUUUGACCCUAGUAACAAAACAGAGUGGGUUGGAGGCAUUUUUUCUCAUGGUUGCCGGCGAAAGGAGGAACUGCAGUGUGGUGGACAGGACAAUUUCCUGACCUUGCCAGCAAUGAAGGUGCCAGACAAGUUUGUACGCCCGUGGAACAAAAGCUAUGAUGACUGCAAAGUGGAGUGCAGCAGAAAUUGCUCAUCUGUAGCAUAUGCUUAUGCUAAUCUAAGCACCACCUACAUUGAUGGGGAUGCAACAAGGUGCCUGAUGUGGACCGGGGAGCUGAUUGACGUGGGGAAGGGUGCCAUUGGCAAUGAGAACCUAUAUCUCCGGCUUGCUGCCUUGUCAAGGAAAGGGCAAAAGAGCAUCGUAAUAAAAGUUAUACCAGGAAUUUCAGCAAGUGUGUUGCUGAUACUUCUAUUGGCAUGCCUUGUAUGGUCCUGCAAGUUUAAAGGAAAACAUGACAAGAAAGGAAGACCAAAGAGACUGAUAAUGGGGGAUUUGCGCAGUAGUGAUGGACUCGGAGAGGAAACUCAUGAACUUCCAUUUAUUAGCUUUGAGGAAAUAGUUGCUGCAACAAACAACUUCUCUAUGUCCAAUUUGCUAGGAGAAGGCGGCUUUGGUAAAGUUUACAAGGGGCUCUUCCAUGGCAACAAAGAAGUUGCUGUUAAAAGGCUCAGUAGAGGUUCUGGGCAGGGGGCAAUAGAGUUUAGGAAUGAAGUAGUCGUGAUUGCUAAACUGCAACACAAAAACCUUGUAAGGCUUGUCUGUUAUUGUGUGCAGGGCGAUGAAAAGCUACUUAUUUAUGAGUAUCUGCCAAACAGAAGCCUGGAUACCACUCUUCCUUUUCACGGUUAUAUGUCUCCGGAAUAUGCAAUGGAAGGCCUCUUUUCUGUUAAGUCUGAUGUUUAUAGCUUUGGAGUGUUGCUCUUGGAAACUGUAAGUGGUCUGCAUGGAGGGAAGGGCUAG
Molecule: messenger RNA, 1911 nt
Organism: Triticum turgidum subsp. durum (durum wheat)
Lineage: Eukaryota; Viridiplantae; Streptophyta; Magnoliopsida; Poales; Poaceae
Source: the annotation of a GenBank genome assembly